This is a messenger RNA of Colletotrichum tamarilloi, 1524 nucleotides long. RefSeq names its product tannase and feruloyl esterase. Bases 1 to 1524 code for a protein of 507 amino acids. The record is from RefSeq and is a predicted model, not a curated record. The transcript has 3 exons. NCBI's taxonomy places the organism in Eukaryota, Fungi, Ascomycota, Sordariomycetes, Glomerellales, Glomerellaceae.
AUGUUUUCUAAACCACCGAAUUCCCCAGGCCUCCUCGGGACGACACUCCUCACCCUCGCCGCCCUCACAAGCCCAACCUCGGCAUCCACAUCCCCAAAAUGCGACCCUUCAACCUUCACAUUCCCCUCCAUCCCAGGCCUCCAACACAUCAAAACAACAGCCGUCCCAGUCCACAACUACACCUCCUUUCCAAACCGCCUCUCUGAAGCGUCCCUCGCGACAACAUCCGCCUCCGCAACCGGCAUCCCCCCCUUCUGCAACGUCACAGUCUCCUACACCCACCCAGGCCACGAUGACCUCGUCAACGUACACGUCUGGCUUCCCCUCGAGAAGAGCGCGUGGAAUGAGCGGUUCAUGGGGUUAGGUGGCGGCGGGUUCGUUGUCGGGGAGGUAGAUGGCGAUGGACCGAGUGCGGCGAUUCAAGAAGGGUAUGUCGCUGCUGUCACGGACGGCGGACACCUCGCGAGUUUGCCGCCUGAUGUAUGGGCUUUACGGAGCCCGGGGAACAUUAAUUGGCCGCUGCUGGUCAACUUUGGAUACAGGAGUCUGCACGAGCUCGCUGUCGUGGGGAAGGCUGUACUGAGGGCGUACUAUGAUGCUGGGGAGAGGUAUAGCUACUUCAAGGGGUGUUCGACGGGCGGGAGGCAGGGGCUGGCUGUUGCGCAGCGGUAUCCGGGGGACUUUGACGGGGUAUUGAUUGGUUAUGCGGUGGAGGGGGUAUUGGCCUUCUGGGUUUGUGAUGGGAAGGAUGGGAAGAAGAUUGAGGGGAGGGUUUCGAGGGGGGCGGUUGAGGUUGUUGAGGAGGUUGUGGGGGGUGUGCUGGAUGAGGAGGGGAGGGAGAUGUUUCCGAGUUAUGUUCCUGGGACGCAGUUUGCUGGGUUGCUUGCCAUGAUGAAUAGUGUCUGUAAGGACGAGAUGGAUCGAACCAGGUGUGCAGGUGUGCCGUUCUCCGUGACGGAUGAAUGGAUCCGGCUGUUCAUCGAGAAGGAUCCGGCAUUUGAUCCGGCGUCGAUGUCGAGGGAGACUUUCCGGGACGUCUUCCGGCGGGGAGUCGAGGAGUACGAUUCCGUCAUCGGGACGCCCAUCCCGGAUAUGAGAAGAUUCAGGGAGCGCGGGGGAAAGGUUCUCAUGUGGCACGGUAUGGCGGACCAGGCUAUCUCUAUCAAGGUCGGAAGGGGACUGUAUGAGAAGGCCAAGGGGAUCGAGGCGAAGCGCGGAGUUGAGAUUGAGGAGUUUUGGAGGUAUUUUGAGGUUCCUGGGGUGAAUCACUGCGUUUCGAUGUAUGGAGCGCCGUUUCCCUGGAGUGCGUUGGAGAAGUUAAGGGCGUGGGUCGAGAGGGGUGUUGCGCCGGAGCAGUUGGAUGCGAGGGGUUUCAAGAUUGGAGAGGAUGGGAAGGUGGUUGUUGAUGAGGAGGUUAGAAGGAUUUGUCUUUAUCCAGAGGAAGGGGUUUGGAAUGGGAAGAUUUGGGUUUGUGUAAAGCCCGGAGAGAAGAUUGAGGUGAUCGAGGAGAAGGAGGAACUUUGA